Penicillium samsonianum is the source of this 1804-nucleotide messenger RNA. Its product is annotated as putative nicotinamide N-methyltransferase. Gene Ontology annotation, biological process: peptidyl-lysine dimethylation. The record is from RefSeq and is a predicted model, not a curated record. Bases 764 to 1804 code for a protein of 346 amino acids. NCBI's taxonomy places the organism in Eukaryota, Fungi, Ascomycota, Eurotiomycetes, Eurotiales, Aspergillaceae. Gene Ontology annotation, molecular function: protein-lysine N-methyltransferase activity. The transcript has 3 exons.
CCCGUGGACAUGCGCAGCAUAAGAAUAUCUUUUGCUGUGGCAAAGAGGAAUUGUGGCUUAUCAUCCUAACCCAAGACAGUCCCAAGGCGGCAGCACUGGAGGGCCCCUGGCCCCCGGGCCCCCGGGGGACAGGUGUCAGUUAGGUAAUCGCUCAGGAGAGGAUCAUUACUCCGAGCGUAACACUAUCCUCUUGCGCACGAGCACUUGGGAAUUAUUUUUGGCGCCCUUGAGUAGGAGGCCCCCUGAUCUUUCUUGUUUCUGGCAUAUUCGCAAGGUUCCUGGCCCGCCAUUCUUGAUCUGCGGCUGAGACACUCGGGACAUUCUUCUUGUCAGAUUAUUGGGUUAGAAAGUUGGAUCGCCGUCGAUCCAAUUAUUAGAGCUCCCGAGAGCUACCAUAGCUAUUGAAUUUAUUUCUCAAUGGUUUUAUCAAAACGGCAGUUCAAUCAGCCCAGUGAAUCUCAUGCUCCAUUAUUAUUGUUCUCCAAUUUUGUGCUACCAUGACGUGGUCGGACCUCCAGGGCUGAAAGGCGGAGGGAAUCUCACCUAAUCUAGCUAUCAAACAAUGCAAACAAAUUUUGUCAACCCUUAUCAUCAAAAUACGCGAUAAGAGAUGAAGAUUGGGCAGACCGCGGGAUGGAUCGCAACGCCCUCACAUAAUAGGUCAAUUGACUUUUCAAACAUACAAACCUUGAUGGUCUACUUCGUACACACCAGAUUCAAUCCCACCACACACUAACUCGAAAACCCCUCACAACCUGCAGCAAUGCUCCAUUCCCGUCUACGGCCUCUCCCCCGCCGCAACCACCCCACCAACACAACCAGCGCCCCAACGCCAGAAUUCCAAAACGAAGACCUCGACAGCGAAACCGAGGAAUCAGCCGAAGACCUCUUCGGUGCAUUCCUCCCCCACCUUUUCCCAGAUGAUGCACCUUCCUUCCACGGCGACCCAGGCCAACACCUCCUCUACAGCUCCCCGCGCUAUGGCGACCUCAACAUCAUGGUCCCCAGCUACCCAAGCUCAAGCGAGAAGCGCUCCGAGGAGAUCGCCGCAGGCCAAGCCAAGACAGACGGCUCCGUGAACCAGGUCGACGAGGGACGCAAGCUCUUCGCGCAUUUCCUCUGGAGCGCGGCGAUGGUCGUUGCAGAGGGUGUCGAGGAAGCAGACACACCCACAGCACCAGGCGAAACAGAGACAGAAGCCCGGAGGGAAAACCGAGAGUUGUGGAGUAUCAAGGGCGAGAGUGUGCUUGAGUUAGGCGCUGGCGCCGCCCUCCCAUCUGUAAUCUGUGCCCUAGCCGGUGCCUCGAAGGUCGUGGCAACCGACCACCCCUCCUCGCCUGCGCUCAGCGGGGCAAUCACUUUCAAUAUAAAGCACAACCUAUCCAAGCGCACGCCUGAGGUCGUGAGAGAAGUGUCAAUGCAACCGCACGAAUGGGGUGUGUUGGAUGACUCCUUCUCGACGGCGAAUAAGGGUACCUUCACGCGAAUUGUCGCGGCGGAUUGUUUCUGGAUGCGCUCGCAGCAUGAGAACCUCGCCCGCACGAUGCAGUGGUUCCUUUCGCCAGGUGGAAAGAUGUGGGUUGUUGCUGGAUUCCAUACGGGGCGGGCGAUUGUUGCCGGGUUCUUUGAGACGGUUCUUGAGAAUGGGUUUGUGAUUGAGAGGAUCUAUGAGAGGGAUUUAGUUGGGAGGUUGGAGGAUGGGGGUGAGAUUCGCAGGGAAUGGAUUCCGAUUAGGGAAGGGGAGGGUACGGAGAAUCAGAAGAGGUGGUGUGUUAUUGCUGUUUUGAAGAGGCGGGAGGAGUAG